Leishmania braziliensis MHOM/BR/75/M2904 is the source of this 2001-nucleotide messenger RNA. RefSeq lists its product as hypothetical. The transcript has a single exon. Bases 1 to 2001 code for a protein of 666 amino acids. Gene Ontology annotation, molecular function: protein binding. Gene Ontology annotation, biological process: protein ubiquitination; positive regulation of protein catabolic process. The record is from RefSeq and is a predicted model, not a curated record. Lineage: Eukaryota; Euglenozoa; Kinetoplastea; Trypanosomatida; Trypanosomatidae.
AUGAUCUCUGACGAGCCGUCGGCACUGAGCCACGCGCUUCAACUGCUGCUCUCGCCGCUGGAAGACCCUUUUCGCCGGUUCCUGGACGUGUGCGAUGACGUGCACAUGCGCGACGCGAAUCGCAACACGCUGCUGCAUUGGGCUGCUACUGUUGGAAACGUCGCUGCCGCGUAUGCACUACUUGAGCAUGGCGUCGAGGUGGAUGCUCGCAACGUGUACGGGGCAACACCGCUGCACUUAGCUGCCGCCUUCGGGCCGAACGUGGGUGUGAUGGGCCCACUCUUGAUGCGGUAUGGUGCGUCGUUGACCACCAAGCUCACCUCCCGGAGUGCGACUGGAGUAGAAUCCCUCCUGGCGUCCCGAGACUUAACUGCUGGGUGGGCCUGGAUGUGCGAGCUGAACACAUUGCUUGUGCAGAAAAAUGACAGUAACGUCUCUCUAUUCCGCUCAGGUGGCUCAUCGAACUUUCCUUCGGCGGCGUCAAUCAGAGCCAUGCCGCCACUGCUCUGUGCGCCGGAAGAAUUAUGGCAACUCAGUCAAGGUCAGAGAAGCUCGAUGCAGCGCGCAUGCGCCACAGGAAGCGUAGCCACCAUACCAAUCCCACGCGCUCCAGAUAAGCGGCGGCCUGUGCAUGACGGUGCCGCCGGCCUUCUCAAGCAGAAGCAGUCAGCGAAACCGCCGCUGUCGUACUGCGCAUCGAUGGCAGCUGUGUCGUCUGCCACCGCUGCCUGCCCGACAUCCCUGCAGAGCGCCACGAAAGGCAGGGAAACUGUAGUUGCGUUCUUUGUGUCGCGUGAGGAGACGGGGCGCAUCCAGCUCGAAAAAGAGCAGGUGGAAGCACUUCUAGAGAUCUACAUGUUACUCUGUCCUCCGCUCUUGCCUCUGCCUGCCGUCAUUGAGGAGGAGGCGGUGUUGGUUGUCGACAAGAAGGCGCUUGCUUUAUCGCCUUUGGUUCGCCCUGCUGGUUUGGAGUGGCGCCCCGACGGUGAGGAUUCUUCUUCAGGCUUGAUCGGCUUCAUCGUCGCGGUGCUCGGCGAAAAGUGCGACACCAAGGGCGGUCGUCAACUCCUUGUGCAGUACAACGAGAGAGCUCAACGCGCCGGAUCAGACGACACCCGCGUCGCUGAAGCGUGGUGCCCCUUGGACUCUGUUGCCCAUGACCCCGUGGUGGUCGCCUACAUUGACCACUAUAGCCGGACCUACGUGCUGACAAACUCGGUAAAGGUGGAAGUGGCUGCUACGCCGUCCAUCUUGAAAGGCGAGGGCGACACUGGCGGCCCGCUGGACACCAUGGAACGGGAUCAGCUUGAGGAGCAGCUGCGGAUGCUCCCGCGCAGGAACCUGUCAAGUCGAGAAAGCGUCUCGUCGCUGAUUGUCUCCCCCAAGUCGUCCAACUCGACCACGUUGAGUACAAGAUGUCGAUCGGACAAUGCAUGUUACCUGGAGAGGAAUGGACGAGCAGCGGACGCGCUGAGUUCCUCGGACACCGCUAUUGGGGCCGACGUGCUCGCAGCGUCACACGCGCAGGUGAAGGGCGAGGAAGAGAACGGCUACUCCACGUGGGUUUUUGCGCAAACGGAUCUGCACAUAGGCAGUCCUGCGAAUCCGCGAUGGUCAACCACGGCCCCAUCAGCACCGCCGCCGCCGACACUCCGCCCGAAUUGUGCGCGGGCGGCGCAAGACGUGGCCGCCGGUGCACUUACAAGUCACGCUCGUGCGUGUGGGCGUUCGAAGCCCGACCGAGCUGACGCUUUCGUUCCUGUGCGCCACCGCUUCUCGCUCGACACGGAUGGGCCGGUAUCAGGCGUGUCCUCGACAGUUGACACGCACGUGUCAGCCAGCUCCAACCACCAAAGAGCCAGCGAGUUCCUCGAAAAGGAUGGACGCCAAUACUUGUCGGAGUCGCAAAAGGCAAUGUACAACAGAUUUCUGCGUGACUCAGCGUUGCAGCGACUGCAGACGCGGCAGACGCGACUCUCGUCGCGUGCCUCCGGUGCUUAA